AUGGAUUGUUGCCCUGACUAUGCGAGCGGUGAUUAUGUGGCCAUUUCUGCCUGCUUGGACACUAUUGAUUGGUGGUCCCUGCUCGACAAUUCUUGCUCUAUUGAUGACAUGUAUCAACGCUUUCUUGACCUUUUACACGACUUACUGUCGCGUUUCAUCCCAUUGAAACGAGCAAGGUACGAGACUGACCACUACCCCACUCACAUCAAGAACUUGAUAGAACAAAGGGAUCGUUUGUUUUGCACAAUCCAUGACCCGUUGACAUCUGAUAGAUAUAAAAACGUGGUAAAAAAGUUGAACAGACACCUAGCCAAAUUCAGUGCGAAUAGACAGAAAAGACUAUCUAACAUGAACACUUCCUCUCUCUUCAAGUAUGCCCACCUGAUUUUCAAAGAAAAGCAUGGCCCUCAAGGAUUGCAUGAUCACCAAGGAAAUUUAUGCAAGACUGAUCAAGAGAAUGCCGAAUGUCUUGCUCAUUAUUUUGCAUCGGUUUUCCAGAAACCGACAAACUCUAGACCUAGCCUUCCUAAUGAUCUAACCAAUCAGAUACAAAGUUCCUUAUACCUUUCACAAGUUCCUCAAGUCCUGCCUUUUGAUGUUAUGAACAUUCUGAAAAGAUUGAAACCAUCGACCUUCAUUACUGCUGAUGGAAUUCCCCAGAUGGUUUACAAAAGAUGUGCCACUCAGUUAGCAGUUCCUGUUUCAAUACUUGUCAACAUGUCUUUGAGCAGUGGUGAAUUACCCAGAGUAUGGAAGCACGGAAGGGUGGUACCAAUUCCUAAAGUUCAGAACCCACAAAAGGCCUCGGAGUUUCGGCCCAUAAGCAUUAACUCUGUGGUCUGCAAAGUUGCUGAGAAGAUUGUAAGAAGGAAACUGCUGUCAUUUUGCGUGCAAAAGCAUCUCAUACCGUCUGAACAGUUUGGGUUUAUGGAGGGAUCUUCCACUACUCUCCAACUGAUUACUUGUGAUUUUUACUGGAAAAGAGCCUUGGCACAAAAUCGAUUAACUGAUGUUCUUUAUUUUGACUUGUCCAAAGCUUUUGACAGAGUAGACAUCCACAAAUUAAUUGAGAAACUAUAUUCAGUUGGAAUUCGUGGAGGUAUGCUAAAAUGGCUCACGUCUUAUCUGACUGAGAGAACACUCUCGUUUGUGCAUUCGUCAUCUUUACUCUCACUGCAACCGUCUCUAUCGCUUUUUGACGAAUCCCAAGAAGAUAUGAAGAAAGUUGGAGCUUCUCAAAUGUAG
Cylicocyclus nassatus is the source of this 1245-nucleotide messenger RNA. The record is from the annotation of a GenBank genome assembly. Lineage: Eukaryota; Metazoa; Nematoda; Chromadorea; Rhabditida; Strongylidae.